AUGACUGAGUACUACGAGGAGGGGGGGCUGCUGUACGAGCAAUCACCUCCCAUGCACAUCAAAGUGGAGUCUCCGGAGGGACCCUUUGGAGGGGGAGCCUCGGAAAACGGCUUCCCCAGGGAGGAUGAGGACUCGGAGGGCAGCUGUGACCAGAGCAGUGGAUUACCUGGGGGACUCCCCUUCAAUGUGGUAGUGGUGCAUCCGAACAUCAUGGCACCCGGCAUGUCCUCAGACGACCUCUUGUCCAUUGAACAAAACAGAGCUAUGUCAGCUGCGCUGGCUGCUGGUGGUGCAGGGAAAAGAAAGAGUCGUUUCAGUGGAGCAGAGCUGGAGGUGUUGGUGUCAGAAGUCACCCGGUGUGAAGGAGAACUCUUUGGUCCUGCGGGGAGGCUCCGGCGGCGGGAGAGAGAGCGCAUCUGGGCAGGAAUCCUAGAGAGAGUCAACGCUGUGUCUAGAGUCCCACGCACUCUUCGAGAGGUCAAGAAGCGCUGGGACGACUUGAAGAGACGCAAUGGAGGAAGGCUAGCAGAUGCCCGCCACCGCAGCUGUUACCUGCCAUCCAGCAGAGGGGCCUCGAUGCUUGGCCGUCCCUCCCAGACGAGCCCCAGGCUUCAUCAAGCCAGGCAAAAGCAAAGCACCAGACCAAAGCCCAGUUUCCCAUGCUUCCCUGACUCUGAUACAGGUGUAGGAGUGGAAGGAUCAGAGAGGGAUGGUUUGGAGAAGGAUGAGGACAAUCCUGAGCGUGAGAGAGACAUGGGAGAUCCUGAGUGUGAAGCAGACAACAGCAUGGAGGACAAACUGGGAUUAGGACUUGGUCUGGGCAUAGGACCACCUCCUCCAUCAGAGCGAUGGCUGCCUCCUUCCCCGCUUUACAGUGCUCCUUUCCUCAACGGCAGCCCUCAGCCCAGCAGCCCUCAGCCAUCACUUGGAGCACAGCAGGGUCCUCUUGAAGCCCCUCUGCGCAGUUCCUGGCUCGAAGAUGAGCUACGAGGGUUAGGGGAGGCGGCGAUACAGCUGGGAAAUCGGGUAGAAAAAAGUCUGCGGGAGUUUGGUGAAGGUUUCAGACAGGACAUGAGAACACUUGUCGCUUCACAAGAGACAUUAGCAGUCAGUCUACAACAAAACAAUGUCCUCUUGCAAAGGCUGUUAGGAGUGCUCGAAGCCCAGCAACAACCACAGUCACAGCAACAUCGUGUACAACAAGCACACCAAUCACAAACAACUCAACAGCACUUACAGCCACAGCCAGCUCAGCAGCAGCAGCAGCAGCAGCAGCUACAACACUUGGAACCACAGCAGCAGCCGCAACAACAACAACAACAACAACAACAACCGCGGAUUGAAGCACCACUGCAGCCACAACUACAACAUCAGCAGCAGCCACAUGUAGUACAGCAACAGUCCCAGCAGCACCAAACACAAAUACAGCAGCAGCCACUGGCCACCCAACAUUCGAAUAACCAGUCGGCUGCAGCAGCGGUACCUGCACCAUCGUCCCCCGACGUACAUGGCACUUUUCCCUCUGAUCCACCCGCAGAUGCAAAUGGAGGUGUGCAGAGGCCACGGCGAGGAAGAGCAGGUGAUCACAGGCGCAGAAGACGGCGCUGAGGAGAAAGUACUUAGAAACUUAAAAAGCGCACAUCAUGAAUAUGUGGUGUUUUAAAAUGUGACAAGAAAUGAUGCUCUUUUUCUAUCGACAGUAUUUCUGUAUAAAUAAACUGUGUUAUUUGGAGUUUUACGUCGCGCUCCAAAUCCGUAAUCCAUCUCACGCUUAAGUUUGUCUUCAGAGAGGACUGAAGUGGAUAGGACAGUUAGACACAUGAGAGAAUAGGGUGGCCUUAACAUUAGCUUGGUUCCUCAGACAAACGUACAUAUUCCUGUGCUAAAAGACUUCCUGAAAACAGUUCUGUGGAGUGACAACUUCACUCAUGAGACUUUCAAUCCCCAGACAACAACAUACUGUAGGUGCUGAUGUUUAAUAUGCAUGUCACUGUACAUGCUUCGCAGCAAUUCUUCUGACACACUAACGACAUUGUCAUAAAGUACUUGUAAUCUGCAGUUGUUACCAUAUAUUGUAGUUAUACAGCUAUAGUAAUUACCUGCUAAUGUAUGCUUGUGCUUUUUUAACAGUUUCCUGGUACAUACUUUCCCAGCUUUGGUUGGACAAUAAAGUUAGACUGCGUUCUGUUCAGUGUGUUUUGAGACGAAAAUGUUACAUUUUAAAGAACUGACGUUUUACAUCACAGUAGGCUUCAUAUGUUUCUGGUGGAAUUAAAAAGCAUACUUAAGUAUGUAGGGGCUAUUUAUUAUAAUCUUGCAUGCAGUAUGAUGGAUGUGUUUGUAAGAUAGUUGCAAAGAAACAGCAUAUGGCCAUCAUCUACGUAGUUUUGCACAGCCUAUAUUUUGUAGAUAGCUACUGUUCCAUUGAAAUGUAACUAAACUUUAAUAAAAGUCAGACAUGGACUGCAAAUAAA
Molecule: messenger RNA, 2474 nt
Organism: Dicentrarchus labrax (European seabass)
Lineage: Eukaryota; Metazoa; Chordata; Actinopteri; Moronidae
Product: mastermind-like protein 2
Exons: 3
Coding region: 1-1608 (535 amino acids)
Cellular component (GO): nucleus
Source: RefSeq, a predicted model, not a curated record